This is a messenger RNA of Danio aesculapii, 4765 nucleotides long. It is a transcript of the gene ulk4, whose product is annotated as unc-51 like kinase 4. Gene Ontology annotation, molecular function: ATP binding; protein kinase activity. NCBI's taxonomy places the organism in Eukaryota, Metazoa, Chordata, Actinopteri, Cypriniformes, Danionidae. The record is from RefSeq and is a predicted model, not a curated record. The transcript has 37 exons. Bases 47 to 3901 code for a protein of 1284 amino acids. Gene Ontology annotation, biological process: protein phosphorylation.
GUCCGUUUGUCAGUUGCUCACCGCGCGCGAGGAGAAAGACUAAAAGAUGGAGAACUUUAUUUUGUAUGAAGAGAUCGGAAGAGGCAGCAGAUCAGUUGUUUAUAAGGGCAGAAGGAAAGGCAGCAUUCAUUUCGUGGCCAUCAUCUGCAGUGAAAAACACAAGAGACCCGAAUUAACAAACCAUGUGAGACUGGCCCAUGACAUAAAACAUGACAAUGUGGUGGCUUUCUAUGAAUGGUACGAGACUAGCAACCAUCUGUGGAUGGUGGUGGAGAUGUGCACAGGUGGAUCCUUGGCAGCACUGAUCGCUCAAGAUGAAUGCUUGUCAGAGGAUGUAGUGAGAGAGUUUUCCAUUGACUUGGUUAAAGGUCUUAAAUACAUCCACGACUCUGGAAUUAUUGUUUCAGAUCUCACACCUGCAAAGAUUUUAUUGGAUGGACCGGGAACUCUUAAGUACUCCAAUUUCUGCCUGGCUAAAGCUCAAGGAGAAAGCUUGGAAGAGUUUUUUACUCUUGUCAUGGCUGAGGAGACGGGAGUUGGAGAAAUCAAAGAAAACAACAGCUCUCCUCGAAACAUCAAGAACAGAAUUAAAGGUUCUCCUGUAUAUUGUUCUCCUGAGGUGUUGAGAGGAUCAGAAACCAAUGUCUGCAGUGACCUGUGGGCUUUAGGCUGUGUUCUGUAUGAGAUGUUCACAGGAAAACCACCCUUUGUGUCUGAGAGUAUGACUGGUCUAGUUGAUCUCAUUUUAAAUGAAGAUCCUCCACCCUUAAGGCCAAAAGAACCGGCUUUCUCACAGCCCAGCCCAGACUUUGAUAACCUGGUAAUGGGUUUACUUCAGAAAGAUCCUGUUUUAAGGUUAAGCUGGGAUCCUCUGUUAUCUCACCCAUUCUGGAGGGAAGCAUUUUUAGAGGCUCACGACUCUAAAGGAAAACCACAGGAUAACGUCUCAUCGAUAUCUAGUCUACAUUUGGCCCCUGUAGCUCCUCAGACAGCAGAGGAAGCGCAGACAGCCCCUGGUGACCCUGCCAGCCCAAACAGCAAGUCCUUCACAUUAGAUAAUGUGAUUGAGUUUAGACCAAAGUCUGCGCUGGACAUUGAUGCCAGAGAGGCCAUUUUCCUCCUCAGCUCUAGACCAACUCCCAGAACAAGCACGGCUCGAGAAACAGAGGACAGUCAAGCAGAAAUUCAUGAGUCUAGUGUCAUGGCAGAGGAGCAGAGUGACCUGAACACAUGCAUUAAAUCACUUUUAUACACCGACUGUGACCUCACAGUGACUCCCAUCAUGGAUAACCCAAAGAUUUUAAAGACUGCUCCAGUUCGUUUUGACCCCAAAACACUUUGUGUACCAGCACACUCAGCUGAACGGUUGUCCUGCCUGAGCUCAGAAGACUGGUCUCAGUUUUUACAGCAGGUUUGUGCUGUUCUGGAGUCAGUGGACCGGGCCGGAGCAGCCAAUGCCACAGCACCACGUGCCAAACUCAACCUGCUCUGUUACCUUUGCACCGUCUGUAACCACAGAGACACGGCCACACGUCUCAUCCACUCUCAGCUGUUUCCUGUGCUGGUUCAACAAAUGCGACAGGCUCCAAACUGGGAUAUAAGAAGCAAAGUGAUGAGAGUGAUCGGCCUGCUGGCGUCCCACUGCACAGAGCUCCGAGACCACGCUCCUGUCUCAGAGGCAGUGGGCAUGUUCACAGAACUGAUCCGGGAGAACUUCAGGAGCAGCAAAUUGAAGCAAUGCUUGAUUCCACCAAUGGGGGAGCUGCUUUAUCUCAUUGCUACACAGGAAGAGAAGAAAGAGCGCCCAGGAGGAUUGUGGGUCGUUCCUGCUGCCGCCUACACCGUGUUAAUGAGGUGCCUUCGGGAAGGGGAGGAGUUGGUGGUGAACCACAUGGCUGCCAAAACCAUAGAGAACGUGUGCAGCCGAGAGUCUCAAUCCGCUCAGGGAUUCAUCACUGCAGAGGUGGGACCUGCUCUCUGGUAUCUGUUCACACACUCCACAGUGGAUGCUCUGAGGGUCAGCGCUAUAUCUGCUCUAUGUAAAAUAACGCGGCAGUCUGCGGGGGCCUUCCAGAGUGUGAUUGACAAGGUGGGAUUACCCAGCAUCCUCAGCUGCCUGGUGUCAGGCAUCAGCCGUGUCCAGCAACACAUGCUCACAAUGUUUGCUGCAAUGUUGGCAUCAGGAGCACAUUCCCACAGACUGGUACAAGACCGGGACUUUGUUAUGAAGAUAAUCCGCUCUCUGGAGAGUCCGUCUUCAGUCAUCCGCGCCAAGGCCUUCCUUGUUCUUCUGCAGGUCCUUAUGAACAAUAGAGAGAUGCUUCUGCUCUGCUGUAACUCCAGGCUGGUGAUGUACAUUGAAAGAGACGUCCGAAAGGCCACGCCAGGAAAAGAGCAACAAAGCGGCAAUGAAUACCUGUCAAAAUGCCUGACCCUCUUCAUCCGUCACACCGUGCGCGAACUGCCAGCCAUCCUGGAUGACAUCCUGUCCGUGUUAGGCAGUAUUGUGGGACGGAAGCACCCCUCGCCCACGCAGUCCCGUCAGCUGAAGCAGAGCCUCCCUAUGAUGGCUGUGGUGCUGCAUCUGCUCACCUCACAGAUCUUCCGACCGCAGGUGGUGACUGAGGCCUUUCUCAUCAAAUUUGGAAAACUCCUGAAUCACAUAACUUCCAUUGACUCCAAUGAGACGAGUUUGGGAAGUGCAAUAGGUCAAGCAUCAUCUGAGGAGCUGAUCAGAAACACUCUGUCAGCAGUGGAGGCCAUUUCCCAGCAUCCCGCUCUGCUCAGCCUCUACCCCUGCAUUGUUGUGGAGUUGAUUGUGCCGCCGCUGGCAUCGUUGGCCUUCAGUAAGAACGUGGAAUGGCGUAUUGUGAGUUUGCGUGUGCUGUCAGAGAUCACACUGCUGCUGCUGAGCCAAGACGAGGUGGAGGAGCGCGAGAGAGCUGGAGAGCGAGAGUGGGAAGGUGAAGGGAACAUCUCCUCCAACACUCGCCUGCUGACGCUCAUCUCUGAGGCCUUGCUGCCACAGUAUGAGACUCUUCUCCUGGAGCCUGAUCCUGUACCAGUUUACGCUCUCAAGCUGUUGGUGUCCCUCACUGAGCACAGCUCUCCAAUCAGCAGGCUUGUUAGAGAGAGCCGUCUCCUGCCCGCUAUCUUUCAAGUCAUUGAGGAGCACCAGAGCAACUCAGUUGGAAGCACGAUGCAGAACGCCGUCGCUCUCCUCUGCAAUCUGAUUGGACAGAAGGGCACGGACCUCCGACCGUUCUACCAGCAAGGUGUAAUCGAGGUGGUGUGUAAUGUGUUUGUGGAAGUCUCUGGUGUGUAUCUGGAGAGAGAAAUGCAGUCAGGAUUGAAGAGCUGCUCUUCUCUGCUCGUGAGUCUGCUGGACAUCAUCCACAUCCUGCUGAAAAACCUGUCAUCUGUAGUUCGACUGGCCCUGCAGAGAUCAGACAGUAAUGAAGACGCUGAGGCUGCAGAGGAACUCCUGCUCAUCAACAAGCCGCUGACAGAUCUAAACAACCUCCUCAUUCAACUGCUGGCGUGUGAUGACAGCGAGGUGUAUGAGGAGGCCAGUCACUGUGUGUCUCUGCUGGCUCAGCUGUAUGGAGGAGACGGAGCAGAUCGUCUGCAGCCGGAGGAGCUGCUCAGCCUGGCACACGCUUUGCAGACACACACUGAGCCCAGACAACAGAAACUGCUGCUCCGCGUGCUCAAACGCCUGAUGAGUGCAGUUGGCAGCUCCUGUUGGGGUUCUUCCGAGGGCCAGAUCCUGGUUCACACGCUGCAGAAACUGAUGCUGCUUAAUAGGCCGCAGUCAGACGUGACGGUGGAAUCACUGGCUGCAGAUAUUCUGAAGAGCAUCGAGUUGCACACUGAACAAAGCUUCUCUCCUGGUAUUUAACAUGUAUCUGUAAGGUUUUUUUUUUAUAUUAGAAGAAAUGUACCAUUUAAAAAAUAAAGACGUUCACACCUUUGGAUAAAUUUAAAGUCCAUUUAUUGUUUAGCCAAGUCUCCAACCAACAAAUCGCAGGCUACAAUAAUUAGGGGUUCUUUUCAAAAACCUUUCUAAAGCUACCAUCAAAAAAAUAAUCAUAAUAAUAGAUCAAGACAGUCAAGUAAAAUCAACUGAAAACUGAAAAAAUAAAAGCAAAACUGGCCCCAACUGAUUGCAAACCCUUUGGAACAUUUGUGAUUUCAUUAAAGCAAGAGAGCUGAUAUUUGGACUUCUCCAAUUCUUGGUUUUAUACAAAAGCUACACAAUGUUACAUUUGAUAAGAAUACAAUUCAACUGAUUAAUUAGUGUUCUACACCAUAAAGUCGAUAAAAUCUUGAUGGAUCAUUACCACUAGAACUCAACACUAUGAGAGAGAAAGAGAGACAGUCGAAAGGAAUACAAAGUUCUGCAAAAUAAAAAGACGAGUAUCAUAAAGCAAGCUAGAUAAGUACCAUUACAGACCCAGAUAUCCUUUGAAAAAUAAAAAGUAAGAAAAAAAAUAAAGGUACAGGCAAGGCUAAGGUUGAAAACUCCAUCUUAGGAUUUGCUUCUUUUUUUGGGCUUUCUUUCUUCUGUCAAUCACACCAAAAAAUUCUGACCGGCGAAGACCAGAACCAAACGUUUUACUUCCACGUGUUCCCAUAGGAAACUCAGCUUGUAUUAGUGUGUCAGGCACUUUCAGAGAAACUAGCCCACUCUCUCUUGAGCCCGCUCAGCAACUCUACAGGCCAAAAUCACAAUGCAGGUUCAUUCAGAUCAGACGAUACAGCU